Tetrahymena thermophila SB210 is the source of this 222-nucleotide messenger RNA. RefSeq names its product protein transporter SEC61 subunit gamma. The transcript is spliced from 2 exons. Gene Ontology annotation, biological process: protein targeting; post-translational protein targeting to membrane, translocation. NCBI's taxonomy places the organism in Eukaryota, Ciliophora, Oligohymenophorea, Hymenostomatida, Tetrahymenidae. Gene Ontology annotation, molecular function: transmembrane protein transporter activity. Bases 1 to 222 code for a protein of 73 amino acids. Gene Ontology annotation, cellular component: membrane; Ssh1 translocon complex. The record is from RefSeq and is a predicted model, not a curated record.
AUGUCCUCUGACUCUAAGAACGAAGUCCAAAGCCUUGUCAAGAGCGCUAUCGAUUUUGCUGAAGAAUCCAAGAGAUUCGUCAAGAAGUGCACCAAGCCCAAUGCCAAAGAAUUAAAGAAGACUGCCAUGUACUGUGCUCUCGGUUUCGCUGUUAUGGGUGUUGUUGGUUACUUGAUUAAGUUAGUUUUCAUCCCCAUCAAUAAUAUUAUCCUUUCUCAAUGA